UCUGUGAAUAUGCCUGUUAAUAAAUCACCUAUGAUAAAUACAUAUGGAGGCAUAUCUUCCCCUUAUAAUGAAGAAUGCUGGAAGUUAAAUUUUCAACAUUUAAGUGGAGAAAGGAGUCAGAAAUCAAGGCCAACAUUUUCAGUUACAACAGAAUUCAUCUUGAGAUUCAAUCAAACACAAAAUUCCAGAGAGAAGAAAGAAUUGUUGGAACUAGCUAGAAAAAUCAUUAUCAGAUGUAAGAGAAAAUUGGGUCUCAAAACCUUGGGCUCUGGGAAGCAUGUGCAUCUUCCUGCUGCGUGGACUGAAGUAAUAUAUCUGGCUCAAUGCAAAGGGGAAAUCCAAGAUGAAGCUUUAAAUAUGCUUUAUGCUUCCCUGGACCAUGCUCCCUUUGAUUAUGAUCAUCUGCCUGCCCUAUUUUUUGUUGCGGAAUCGGUUUUAUACAGACUCUGUUGUGAUGCAUCCCUUCAGACAUAUUUAUAUUCAGUUGAACUAAAGCUAGCAAAGAUUGGCUAUUUGGUCUUCUUACGGCUUUUUAUAUUUUUCCUGCAUGGUCACCUAGAAAGUUUUAAACAACAUUUACUUAGGCUUCAACCAUAUUUAUAUGCACUUUCUUUCUCUGGAGAAUCAUAUUACAAGUAUCCAAACAUCUUUUCAAAUGUGCAAUUCAUCCUGAAAGCCUCGGAAAUUAUAGAUAAAAGAGAACUCCGCUCUGAAUCAAUUUUUAGCCCUGUGGAAAAUGAAAAAAGAUAUGAGAAAACAGAUUCUGAUAUGGGAGUAUAUGAAAUUAACCACCUGCUCUGGCACUGUGUUGCUGCUUGGUCUUGUGUUCAGAAUAACAGUCCUCAGUUGAAUAACGUGCUUGAACAUCUCAUCUUCCAUAAAACACAGCUUCAAAAGAAAUGCUGGUUGGAUUCAGUACUGGCUUUAUUGGUCCUUGGGGAGGCUGCCAAAUUAAACAUGGCCUGCUUGAAAGCUUUAAUGGACCUAGUGAAAGAUUUUGUUUCAAGCAUUAUGUCUGUUCAAAAUCAGGAAGAAAGUUGCAAGGUAGAAGAUUUUUCCUGGGCCUGGAAUGUAGUUUAUAUAUAUACAGUAAUUCUUGCAGAAAUCUGUUUGUAUGCAGCCACUUCUGAUUUGCGAAAAACUGCUUUAAUCGGUUUCUGUCACUGUAAAAGUUCCCGAAAAUAUAUUUUACACCUGGACAAAGCAGUACAGCCAGAAUUAAAGGAAACAAGUAUUUUAAGUCUUUUGGAAUAUUUCUCUUCCAAAAUGUCAGAUAAUUGUGAUCAAGUAGUCUGGACUGGUUACUAUGGCUUAGUGUAUAACCUGGUGAAAAUGUCAUGGGAACUUCAAGGAGAUGAAGAACAGAAUGGACUUAGAAACAUGAUAUGGCAAACAUUGCAGAAAACAAAGGAUUAUGAGGAAGAUGUACGAAUCCAAAAUGCAAUCAAUAUAGCUCAGGCUGAGUUAAAUGAUCCAACAGAUCCUUUCACUAGGUACAGUACAAAAAUUUCAUCAAAUGUAAGAGAAGAAGUUUUCUCCAAAUAUAUUGGGUGGAGGAUUACCAGCACUCUUUCCAAACUCUUCUUUCCCCCAUUUGAUGCCUGUGUUCUUCCUUUGAAGAAAUCAUCAAUAAAACAAGAUCAAAAGAAAUAUCCAAAUAAAAAGCCGAAGUCCGUGAAAAAGAAAGUUCUACCUUUUACUGUAAGGAAACAUCCUACUGUAUCGGACAUUCCCAUGGUACCACGUCCAGAUUUCUUCACCAAGGCAGAUAAAGAGUUGGCAAAAAUCAUUGACCAUCACUGGCAGGAAAAGCUAAAGAUCCAAAAAGAAGAAGAUGCAAUAUGCAAGGCCCAAGAGCUUGAAGAUAAGAAGUUAGAAGAGAAAAUUCACUUUCAAGAAAUUAUGAAGAAAAGAGAAGAUAAACUACAUAAGCAAACCAAGCCCUAUGAGCUUUCUCAUAGAAGUAACUUAAUUAGAAAAGAAAGUGCCACCCCCCAAAACUGAGGUCAGAAAUACAUAGCAUGAAAAAUAUCAAGAUAGCUGCAUAGUAAGAGAACUUUCUUGUGAUGAACUUGAGGUAUUGUACAGAAGAACUUGUUAUCCUGUACAAACUGUUUAAUAGUUAUUUCUUAGUUCUAAAUUAAUGACCAACUUAAUCACACGUGAAUAAAGUGAUUUCACUAGCCAAAACUUUCCAAUACUACAUCUAGUAUUUUUCUCAAUUGACAUUUAUCUCAUGGUACAGCACAUGUAAUAACUGAUUCUCAGAAUGCUGAUAUUCAUCAAACAGUUUGAUGGAAAUUAACAAGUUAAUUAAUAAGUCACCAUAUAAGAAUUAUUUCUUGAAAACAGAAUGAACAUAAGCUAACACUUCUAUAAUUACUAUUAUUCAAAUAAAAACAUUAUGGCAUCUUA
This is a messenger RNA of Saimiri boliviensis boliviensis (Bolivian squirrel monkey), 2415 nucleotides long. RefSeq names its product transmembrane protein 232 (gene TMEM232). Lineage: Eukaryota; Metazoa; Chordata; Mammalia; Primates; Cebidae. The record is from RefSeq and is a predicted model, not a curated record.